AAAGCUAAUUCCAAUUCUGUUAUAACAAAGUUAAUUCAGUUAGAAUACAGUAGUAUAAAUAUGUAAAGAAGUGGAAUUAAAAGGAUAUGAGAAAAAUACUUAUCUGAAUUAGGGUUUCUUUUCCCCUUUUGGCAAUGAUGAACGGAGGAGGAAGACGACGAAUCGUGCUGAUAACUGGAGUCGGAAAAGGACUCGGAAGAGCCCUGGCUCUUGAACUCGCCCAUCGUGGUCACACUAUAAUUGGCUGCUCCCGUUCUCAAGAUAACCUCAAUUCCCUCCAAUCCCAACUCUCUUUUUCUUCUUCCAACCAUUUGUUACUCAACGCCGACGUGAGCUCCAAUGAGAACGUUCAAGAAAUGGCCCGCGUUGUCAUGGACAAUAGAUCUGUUCCUGAUAUCAUAGUGAACAAUGCAGGUACAAUCAACAAGAACAACAAGAUAUGGGAGGUUCCGCCGGAGGACUUCGACGCGGUCAUGGACACCAACGUCAAAGGCACGGCGAACGUGCUGCGGCACUUUAUCCCUCUCAUGAUAGCCGCGAAGAAGAUGGAGGCCGUCAUUGUGAACAUGUCCUCGGGAUGGGGAAGGUCCGGCGCCGCGCUGGUGUCCCCUUACUGUGCCUCCAAGUGGGCCAUUGAAGGGCUGAGCAAGUCCGUCGCGAAGGAGGUGCCGGAAGGGAUUGCCGUGGUGGCGCUCAACCCCGGCGUGAUCAACACCGACAUGCUCGCCUCCUGCUUCGGGCCAUCGGCUUUACUCUAUCAGCAGCCGCAGGCGUGGGCUCUCAAGGCUGCAACCAUGAUUCUCAAUCUCACCCCGGCUGACAAUGGUGCCUCUCUCACUGUAUGAACUUAAUAAUCCGUGCUUACAUUGUUGAGAAUUCUAUCAUUUUUAGAGAAAACUAACUUGUUGGAAGAAUGCUUAGCUUUUACAUGUUCGCUAAUUAGGUGAAGAAAUGCUAAUACAAUUCUGUUUACUUUUUUUUAGAACAACAACUUUUAGUCAACUGUUGUGACAAGAUUGAAGUGAUACUCUCGAUUAAUAUCAAUCAAAUUACCAUUUUCUUGGGUCUUGCAGUUA
Glycine soja is the source of this 1076-nucleotide messenger RNA. Its product is annotated as NADPH-dependent pterin aldehyde reductase. The coding region runs from base 135 to 845 and encodes 236 amino acids. The record is from RefSeq and is a predicted model, not a curated record. The transcript is spliced from 3 exons. Gene Ontology annotation, cellular component: cytosol. Gene Ontology annotation, molecular function: oxidoreductase activity, acting on the CH-OH group of donors, NAD or NADP as acceptor. Gene Ontology annotation, biological process: folic acid-containing compound metabolic process. Lineage: Eukaryota; Viridiplantae; Streptophyta; Magnoliopsida; Fabales; Fabaceae.